GUCUUUGAUACCGUCUUCCUCAGGGGGACAAAAACGAUAUCGCGGGUAAGCAUAAGUGAGACAAGACAAGAGGGCAACGCGACUCGAUCGAUCAAUGUCGUAUGGAGGCCAGGGCAGGACUUGACGCAAAGUGCAGGCGGGGCGGCAGCCAGGCUGCUGUGCCAUGCCAGGCUCUCUGCCCAGGCUCGGUCACUGCUCCAGGCCGUGUCGCCAUGGCUGUCCUGCCCAAACGGGCAAAGUUAGGUGCCAGCGAGCGGACGGACGGCGCCUGGACGGAAACGGUGGGGGCUCCUAAACGGGCGCAGCGUCGUGGCUUCCGUUUUGCCGUUGAUUUUCAGUGCAAGGUUUAG
This is a messenger RNA of Gaeumannomyces tritici R3-111a-1, 350 nucleotides long. RefSeq lists its product as hypothetical. The transcript has a single exon. NCBI's taxonomy places the organism in Eukaryota, Fungi, Ascomycota, Sordariomycetes, Magnaporthales, Magnaporthaceae. The record is from RefSeq and is a predicted model, not a curated record. Bases 102 to 350 code for a protein of 82 amino acids.